Nematocida minor is the source of this 660-nucleotide messenger RNA. RefSeq lists its product as uncharacterized. NCBI's taxonomy places the organism in Eukaryota, Fungi, Microsporidia. The transcript has a single exon. The record is from RefSeq and is a predicted model, not a curated record. Bases 1 to 660 code for a protein of 219 amino acids.
AUGGCUAGCAUAGCAUACAAGUGCAUACGACGCAGUGUGAAUCUCUUGGCUUUUCUGCUGCUUGUCGAGACUCUUAUCAUUGUUGUGUACAGUUUCUACUCCAAAAUACUGAAUAGGCUCGAGGUGUACGUCCUGUCUAGCGAAACAGGUUUUAGCAGUGUCAUCAACUACUUAGUUGGGUUUUCUCUUUUUAUGACAAUGGUCUCAUCGACUGCAGUGAACAGCAAGAGCAAGUUCACAAUCAAGAUCGCGAUUAUCUUUGGGGUGUUUUUCUUCCUGUUUUCUCUGGGGUGUUUUGCCUACAUAAAGCUAUCGUAUGCAGAUAAGCUACUAAAUGCGGUAUACUGCAUGUCCACCAGGACGCGCUCAGAUGAGCUGACAACCAUCAUGAACAUGAUUGGGGCAGGGAACAUAAUAAGAUCGCACAAGGAAAACAUGAGAAUAGUCGUGGAGGCCGUGCAAAGAGAGAUAUACAUAUUUAUGAUUAUGUUCACCUGCUACUACUCAAUCAGCGGGUUUAUAACCAUAUUUAUGAUACUGGGAAGCAACUGCAAGAUAAGCACUCCAAAGAAGAACGACGAAGAGCAAGAGGUAGAGGUAAUUACACAGACUGUUGGCUUCACAGGCAAGUCUCUUCGCAGGUAUCCUCUUGCUAACUAA